AUGGUGAGGCUGGUGGAGAAGAGAGUAGCUUUCGAGAUCGUCCAUGUCGAUCUCAUGAAAGGAGAUCAAAGGCAGCCUGAGUAUCUUACGAUACAGAAUAAUGAUAAAUUAGAGAUGAAGAGAGAAGGGAAAGUAGAAGGUAAUAUUGCCAUAGACAAAUACGAGAUGUGGAUAGUGUUCGGUGGACACGACGGUGUGGUCAGUGUUCGGGGUAGCAUGUAUCCAUUUGGUCAUGAAAAUGUGCUCCUGGAACUAAUCUCAGCUUCUGAAAAGAACUCAGAACCUUCUCUUGUACACGUGGAUACAGUUCAAUGGACAGAGGUUCCGACAGAUAUUGAUGUCAUGGAUACGGUUCGAUGGACAGAGGUUCCGACAGACAUUGAUGUCGUGGAUACGGUUCGAUGGACAGAGUUCUGGCGAUGCAUCCAAUGUACAUGGUUCCGUGGACAUCAAACAAUGUACUUCUUCCUUCUUCUUUUUUCUUUUAUCGAGGAUAAUCUUGUUUAG
Messenger RNA from Arabis nemorensis, 507 nucleotides. The record is from the annotation of a GenBank genome assembly. Lineage: Eukaryota; Viridiplantae; Streptophyta; Magnoliopsida; Brassicales; Brassicaceae.